ACUUAGAGAGUAGGUAUGUACCAGUCAGUGGUAAGGCUGUUGUGGAGAAGCCAGCUUGCCAACACAGCUCUCUCCAGCACCAAGGAGGAGAAGUUGCCAAGAGUGAAAUCUGUGCCUCCGUUUCGUGUGUCCUGCAGUUAUUCGGCGUGAAUAGUAAAUCAAUACAGAUCUGCUGACAGUUGUGCUUGUGGUCUGUAUUGUUGGAUUUUCUUUCGAAGAGCGGAGUUGUUGAAUAUGUAACUAAGAUUUAUGAGGCGAAGAAGACGAAAUAUUACGUGAUAUUACUGUUCUGUACUCGAUUUACAUCGAGUUAUUUUUCAGAAAGUAUUUAGAAAAACGUUAAAGUAGUGCAUUUUCAUUUAAAGUGUGCCUAAUUAAACCUAAUUCAUAUUUUGAGUGUGUGCUUUUUCAAAGUGGGUGAAAUUUCGUUUCUGUAACUUAGAUAAACAAAAAAGUGAAAACAAUUUCAAGGAUGCAUUGCUACAGAUGAAGAACUUCUACUCUGAACAUAAACUUGAAUAGUUGCCUGCUAACCUCUCCAACGAUAGUGAUCCUGUCGAGAGUCAUGAAGCGGAACCGGCUUCUCUUGUCUUGGUACCUCUUAACAGGUUUGCUGCUUCUAGCGACGUUUGGGGAGUGUCUCAAAGGGACUGCACUGGUGAUCAGCAAGCUGAAGCAGAAGCCUUUAGAAGCUGACAACAGGAGUGCGGACGAAGAGGCUGCUGGCUCCAGCACGGGCAGCUCAAGCGACACUCAGCCACCUUCUGCACCAGCAGCAGGGGUAGAAGUCAACGCGACCACCAAGUCCCCGCUCACGGGGAUACCCCAGAAAGACUACAUUCACGAUCCGAAUCUGCCGAGAGAACUGAACGGCUAUAACCUCACCGAGUAUCCGUUCUACGAUCGGGUACCUGAGGAGAUUGAUUUCAAGUGUGAUGGGCUCCACGACGGCUUCUACGCCAGUAUACUACAUAAAUGUCAGGUUUACCACCACUGUCUGUUUGGAACCAGGUACGACUUUUUGUGUGCCAACUACACAGCGUUCGAUCAGAAAACGUUCAUUUGCCACUUCGUAUCUGAAGUCGACUGCGUCAACUCGGCCAAGUACUUCAAGCGGAACGAAGCGCUGUACAAGCAGGCCACGACAACGGUAGCGACCACCACGACAGCGGCUACACGCCCCUACCGCCCUCGUCGUCCCGAGUACGACUAUUACUAUGACGAUGACUACGAGGAAGACCCUGAGUACUACGACGAAGAGCUGCCGGCUCACAGAAGCACAGCUACAGUGCCACCGUCUGCGCAUGCUGGCAACGGUCGCCGCAGAAAGCAUCGUCGUCCGCAAAGACCUCUAGAGGACGACCAGCGCCGUCCCGAGUCAGCCCCUUCGGCACCCUUCGACCAGGAUGACCCUCAACAACAGGCAGACAAGCCACGACCUUCUGCCUCAGUGUACGACAGACACCGAGUUCCGCCCAAAAUUCGGCCUCCAGUACCCCUAAAUGAAAGAAAUAAGUAUGACUAUACGACGCGCAGGUCACCCACAGGCACAGCAUCAGCACCUGAAGAACCAGCCGCCACAUAUACCAGACCCAAACCCCAGGCUCGUCCAGCAGUCCACCAGGAUGAUGAGUAUUACGAUGAUGAAGAAGAAGCAUACGUUCUACCAGAGAGGAAUUCGCAAAGCACUUCCAGAAUAAAAAAUCCUGACACUUACCCUCCAACUGCAACAAAUGAAAGGGAUAUAAUCAGACGACCAACAGUGACAGGUGAUGGACGCCCUCUAAGACGUAAUCGACCUGCAGGACCUUCAAGGAGACGCCCUGCAGAGAAUGUCCCUCAGUAUGCUCCCUUGCCUCUUGAAGAUAUAGCUGAUGAUUAUGAUCAACCAUAUGAUCAAGAGCCUAGAAGGCCAGUGCGACCAGCUAAUGGAAGAAGGAAACGACCUCAGCAGGGCUCUGGUAGGCAGGAAGAUUACUACAGACCCACAGCCCAAUCAACACGACAAGAUCAUGAUUAUUCGCAUCAACAAAAGGGCAGACAGUCUUCUAGAUAUGGUGAUGAGGAAGAUGAUGAGCCUGUACCAGCAUCCAGACCUGCUUAUAUUAGCACAGCACCAGGGAGCAGUAGCACAAGACAAGUGCACAGGAAGAGAGUUCAUCAACAGCCACAGGCCACUGUUGAUGAGUAUACACCUUCCAGAUCACAGGCUUCAGAAUCAAUGGUUUACAGAUCAGAUGGCCAACGGAAACACGCCGCACCAGUUAGGAAACCUGUGACAUACUCUGAAGAACCAUCAGAAGAAACAGAUUAUUAUGAUGAUGAAGAGCUCCCAGAACAAAAUUACCAAAACAGGCAGACACAAACACAGAGAGGUACCCAGGUGGCAGCAGGACCAUUCAAACAAUCAGUCAACCCACUUCCAUCUCCACCACCUACAAAAGUGAGUACUAAUGCUGAAGAAGAUGAUGACGAUGUUAUCUUACCACCGCAACGAUCAGGAAAUAGUAAGAGACCAUUUUUACCAAGCAGAGGGGGAAAUCCUUCAUUACCACGUGGUUUACAAUCACUUGGUUCCAAAGCUCCACAGCAGACUUCAAACGUUGAUUCUUCAAAUGAUGACAGAACAGGGGAUAAGCAAGGUAGAUUUCCACAGCCCUUAACAGCUUCAAAUUAUCAACCCAAAGUAGAAGAUGAUUAUGAAGAAGAAGAUGCACCAAGACUAAGAACUGUGACAAGUAUGGGACGUUCCCCAGACAUUUCUGAUGCUCUGACAUCAAGACCAAUCUCUCAAAGCAACUAUAAAUCUGGAGAAAUCAGAGAUUCUCUGCGUGGCCCAGUCGAAGAGGAACUUCCUAGAAGGGUACAGUCAGGUAACAAUGAAUAUCGAAGCAAAGUAGUUGAGGAUAACCAUCCUAGGACUCCAUCUUCUGCAACAGGAAACUUCCGAACUAAACAAGCAACUUCAGCAAAUGUUGGUGAAAAAAAAACUGGUAAGUACAAACCAAAUUCCCCAGAAACUGUUCAAGAGAAUCCACCUCUGCCAGCCACUGGACCAAGUUCUUCAAGCUUCAGAACAAAAGAUGUUGGCCUCUCAACUGCAAAAACACCAAGUGGGGAUAAUCCCUCAAAUCAACAAAUAUCUCAACCAGUGAAGACACCUGUGGUAGCCUCAGAAGAUAUCAGAUCAGUGACACCAUUUGGUGUUCCAAAGGUGGCACCAUCUGUUGCAGUCUACAGGACACCAACAAAGACAACCCCUAAACUUUCAAUCAAUUCUUCACCAAGAGUACCAGAUUUGCCAGCACAAACAAACUUGGCGGACAUUGAUGAAUCAGAAUAUGAUGUGACACUGAAUGAUGCUUUACAUCCAACACUGCAUCCAACAAGAAGUGUUGCAACUGCACUUGUGUCAUUCCCACAACAGCCAACGCUCCAGAGGGUCCAGGUGUUUAAAACUAAAAUUGGAUUAUCAUCACCAUCACCUUCAUUAUCAUCAUCAUCAUCUCCAAAUCAAGGGGUUGAAGCUCUCAGUAAUGACCCCUCAUCUUCUUCAACAGGUGGUCGUGGGUAUCUAGCAGGUUCUGCCUCCCAGAGACACAUAACAAGAGCACCUUAUGCUUCACUGUCAGAUCAUGUCAAGGAUCCCAGGCUUGUGGUCGUAGAUACUGACACGAGAGGUGGACAACUGGCUUAUGCACAGCAACAAGGUGGCAUAGCGCAAUAUAACACACAACAAGCAAGGAAGAAGACACCCAUCACACAGUAUGAUGACAAAAUACCCUCUCAUGAUACCAAUCCUCCCAGAUACACUCAGACAGAAUCACAAUACCGAAUGGGUGUUCCUAGCCAUGAGAGUGGGCCUCUGUUGCUGGUAGAUGAUACUUUAUAUAGUAAUGAAAGGCAAAGGUCAAGUUGGAUCCAGCAGCAGCAGAGAAGGGAACCAAAUGUAGGUUAUGCUACAUUGUACUGAAAAAUAAUGCAUCAAAAAUAGAUCCAUCUGAAUUGAAUGUUGAGUGGUCCUAAAUAUGAUUUUAUGUUUCUAAAACAGACAGUAACAAACCAUUACCAAUUUAAUGAAGAGUCACUGGACUUAAAAAUUCUUUGUAUUCCAAAUCACCCUUCCAAUUCCCAUUAAAACUACGUAUCAACCUGUCAAGGGUGAUUGCAGAUGUUACCAUACUGACAACUGGAUGCAUUACACACAGAACUGAAUUAUUGAAGAAUGGUUAUCAAUAAUAUUUUUUUGUAAUCAGUGUGCAGCACAAAUGUGACUUGCACCAGUUAGUAAUAAGGUAAUAUCAGUAAAUAAAAAUUUAAUGAAUGUGCUCAUAUAUAAAAUUGUGCAGUCCCUCCUCAUAAGCUACAGUACCUUCUUAUGGGUUUCUGUUGGACCAAAUCUUAAUUGUUCACCUUUCUCACAGAAUGUUAGAUUAUCUCAAAUAACUCACUUAAAUAGAUAUAACAUGUUCACUAUAGUUUGUCAUCAAAAGUAUAAGCAUAUUUAAACCAGGUCAUUAUUUAUAUUCUGAAUAUUCCAGAUACCAAAUCUGGAUGUAAAAUAUAGUAUUCAACAGGACAACAUUUAUAAUGCAGAAAACACUUGUUUGUUGUAGAAUUUAACACAAAUAUUGAAAAUUUAAGCUUCCAGCAGCUACAUGAAAUCAUGCAAAACUGGACACAGUUGUCUAUUAAUUCCUGCCACAUGGCAAUGAAAAGGUGGUAGUAGAACUGAGGAAAAUGAUUGCAAUUACUUUUUCACUGUACUGUGUACAAACUUGUUCAUCCCACUGAGUGUACAUGAUCAAACUAGAUGGCUGUACUUGGCUGCAAUGAACACAUACCAUGAAAACACUUAUUAUUCUAUAUAUUUAUAACUGUCAGUAAAAAUUAAUUGUAAUCAAUCAUACACACGUUGGUUUUCUUUUACAAACUGUUAUCAAGUUGUUUUAUUACUGUAAUCUGCUUGUUUAGAAAAAUCGCAUCAAAUGAACAAAAGUGUUGUUAUCCUGCAGUAAUAAGGUAACCCUAGUUGUGGAGGCAGCUUAAAAAAACUGGUUGUUCAUAAAGUGUAGUCCAUAAACCACUGUUAGUGUGUGAUGUUCUGGAAGUGGCCCAUGGGCUGGUCUGAAAUUCUGGGGGACUAAGUAAGCAUGAUGUCAGCCUUCUUCAGAGACAAAAGAAUAUCGGUGAUGGAUGAUAGAAAUAAAUAGGUUUAAUGUUUUUCUUAAUAUCUUCUACAAAAGAAGUUUUCUACCUAACUUUAUAAACAUGUGAAAAUAAUUAUGUAUUAAAAACUUAACUGAUAUUAUAACAGUCCUAGUCCUAUACAUAUAUUUGUGCUGGGAUCUGAAUUUCAUGUGUGUACAGGUACCUGUCUAGCUAGAUUAUACAGCCUAGAAAAUCAGUGUGUUAUAUGUCUUAUCACAGUCUGUGAGGACAUCAUUACAUAUAUUAUUCACUCCUUUAUGCAUUCAGUUGCUCUGAAACAGAGUUAUGUAUCUUGGUAUGGUAACAUAAGCCCAAGCAUGCCACAUUUCCAAAUCACUGUUCCAUGAUGAAACUAGUGAUAUUAAAUAUUUAAAAUAAAAUGAAUUUGCACAUUUUUUCAGCAACAUGCAUAAAGUUUAAAUACCAAAUUUAAAUAUUAUUUUACACAUUAUGUGCCAGAGUUUCCAGUAAAAGAAUAGUUGACAUGUUUCUAGAGAGCUUCAUUAGCGGAUAUUAACCCCAAAUCUCCCCAGCCAUGCACACCCAAUGGGUUAAAUAACAGACAGUGCAUACAAAAAUGUUGUAAAAACAGACAACCACCAUCUUUAAAUCAUUGGCAUAUCAGGAUUUACAGCAAACACCACUUCUUAACACAGAUGUCACAGAAUAACUGUCAAGAUUUUUACAGAUAAAAUGGAUUACUUUAAAAUUCUUUCACUGCUGACUCUACUAUAAUGAGGAACACAAAAUAUAAGCAGAAUGAAUAAUAAUGCCAAAGCAGUUUCUCACAUGACAGAACUGACCAAGUUACAAAGAAACCAAAAUUAUUCAGAACCACAUUUAGAUUGACAUUCUGUGUCAUGUGAUUAUAUGCUCUGCCUGACAUUUCACUUCACCAAAGUUUUAUUUUCUGUUGGGCACCAUUAAUAGAUUUACUGCUGUUUUAAAAUUUAAUUUUGUUCACUUCUCUCCAUAUAUGCUAUGUCAUUGUAAUUUAUUAACAAGGAAUGUUUGAUAAAUAUCAGUCAAGAUGGUCACUAAGAGAUUUCAGGUGCUCACAGCUGCGUGUACGAAGAUGGGUGUUUUCUGGGUUCUUGUGGCAUGUAGUCUGGUAGAAUUUUACUGUCACCGUAAUGCCUUCAUCACCAAGGCUAUUGCCCUGAUGAUGGAGGUAGCAAGCACCUCUGAAACGGUGGGAAACUUACACCACACUACAUGGCACAAGAACCCAGAAGACAGCCAUCUUCAAAAUUCUCCUAGCCAUUUCUUUUAAAUAUACUAACAGACAAUCAUAUUUCAACACAAAUACAUAAUGAUGCAGUAUACUUGACAGCUGUAGGUAUUACAGCCUUUUAAGUUAUAAAUUCUUCAAGGGCUAUUUUAAUUUAUAAUACUCAAUAUGAUAUUGAUUAGAUGUAACAAAGGCAAUUGAAGUACUGAGUGUUUAUUUUUUUAAGUUUGUAAGCUCUAAUAAUUCAAACUUAAAUAUUAAACCUCAUCAUUUUAUUAGUGGUACUUCAAAAUGGCUGUAUGAAAUGUCUAUAUUUUUGUAAUAAGAACUGAUGUACAUUAUAUAUUUUCUAUAGAGGAAGAAACCUUUAAAUGUUGCCAUUUAUAUGCUGCAAUUCGUUAAAGGAAGAAACAUUUCAGAACAUGGCUAGUUGUUGGCCACGACAGAAAGAAAAAUGUAGAUGUUACAGUUUUACAUUGCAGACUGUAGUCCUUACAUCAAUCCAGAGAGUAAAUGUAAUGAGUUCCAUUCAAUGUAUUACGUUUAAUAAACAGAGUGUUAGUGCUCUGAAACACUGGCAUGACUACUGGUCUUUCUGUAUGUCACAUUUUCUUGUGCAUGGCUUGUCUCUUCCAUUGCUGUGAUGCUCUUAUACUGCACCUUAGAAUUAUAAUGGCAUUUCUGACACAAUUAGUUGCAGUUCACUAAAAGAUAAUAUGAAUCAUCAAAUGCUAUUAUGAAUAUCUUAAUAGAAAUUCCAAAGUAAAACUACAAAUACUUAAAUUAGAUACUGACUAUAGUAAAGUCUAAUUAUAAGCUAUCAGAUCAGUGCUCUAGUUCAAGAUACAUGUAGUAAAUAAAUUUAAAAAAAAAAAACACAACAACAACAACAACUACUACUACUUUCUUGCAAGUGACUACAAAUCAGACAAUAAGAGGAUGAUAGAGGCAGACACUAAUAAAAUGAAAACAUCAUACUGUCUCUAUAAUGAAGAAGUUCACAGUCUUAGGAAUAUAUAUUCCUGAGCUUGAAACAAAAAUGCACAGAACUAAAUACCACCAACCACACCUCAUGUAUUAAUAAUAUAUACAGUGAAAAAUAUAGAGAUGACUGUUUUCUG
This is a messenger RNA of Zootermopsis nevadensis, 7563 nucleotides long. The record is from RefSeq and is a predicted model, not a curated record. NCBI's taxonomy places the organism in Eukaryota, Metazoa, Arthropoda, Insecta, Blattodea, Termopsidae.